GUGUUGUCAUAACAACGCAAAACGUCAACGCGAACUUUUUUCCUUAUGGAAAUCCACCUGUUGCAAGAAUAAUACAAUAAUUUGACUAUAUAAAAAAAAAAGAGUACAAUGAUUGAGCCCUUACAGUCGCUCCUGAAAUAUGAUACUCCGGUUGUCGCUAACCAAGGCACUGUUAGGAAAUCAGUAAAGGGACGUCCAUUUAAAGUGAGCCAGCACCAGCCUGUGGACUCUCCCGUGCCCCCUCCCCCUAAAACCAAACCCCCUGAUGGCACGAAGCAGCAAAAUGAGGAAAUCCUCCAUGUCAUGUUUGCACCCAGGGAAUGGACAGAGGGCAACCAGGUGUGGCUGCAGCGAGUGUCCACUGCACCGUGCACGAGAGCUGAUGUCCUCAACCUGGAGGAACUUCUGGACAGGAAGCUGCAGCAGAGGCGCGCCUUAGAAACGGGUAUCUGCCCUGUCCGCAGGGAGCUCUACUCGCAGUGCUUUGAGGAGCUGAUUCGACAGGUGACCAUCAACUGCGCCGAGAGGGGCCUCCUGUUGCUGCGGGUCCGAGAUGAGAUCCAAAUGACCAUCUCAGCCUACCAGAAGCUCUACGAGAGCAGCGUGGUGUUUGGCAUGAGGAAAGCUUUGCAGGCCGAGCAGGGCAAGGUGGACAUGCAGCAAAGAAUUCUGGAUUUGGAGAGUGAGAUGCAGGAGCUGAGCAGUCAACUAAAUGAACAAAAAGCCGAGUGUGUUGCCACCAAGAAGAGGGAAGAGGAAAAGCGAGAAGUGCAGGAAAAGAAGCACAUGGAGCAGGUUCAGUUUCUGAAGAGAACCAACCAGCAGAUCAAGGCCCAGCUGGAAGGGAUUGUUAUGCCAAAGAAGUAACUUCCAUAAAAGCGUCCAAAAGAUGACGACAUUUAAGCCAACGAUGAAGUUAAGGCAAGAUUGUUCCCCUGAGAGUGAAUCCAACACUCAUUUGAACAAUAAAGCAUGAU
This is a messenger RNA of Dunckerocampus dactyliophorus (ringed pipefish), 977 nucleotides long. RefSeq names its product dynein, axonemal, light intermediate chain 1 (gene dnali1). Bases 109 to 867 code for a protein of 252 amino acids. The record is from RefSeq and is a predicted model, not a curated record. Lineage: Eukaryota; Metazoa; Chordata; Actinopteri; Syngnathiformes; Syngnathidae. Gene Ontology annotation, cellular component: axoneme; filopodium. The transcript is spliced from 6 exons. Gene Ontology annotation, molecular function: dynein heavy chain binding.